Molecule: messenger RNA, 2355 nt
Organism: Aspergillus bombycis
Lineage: Eukaryota; Fungi; Ascomycota; Eurotiomycetes; Eurotiales; Aspergillaceae
Product: short-chain dehydrogenase
Exons: 6
Coding region: 1-2355 (784 amino acids)
Biological process (GO): regulation of DNA-templated transcription
Molecular function (GO): DNA-binding transcription factor activity, RNA polymerase II-specific; zinc ion binding
Source: RefSeq, a predicted model, not a curated record
AUGGUCAACGCGGGCAAGCGAUCAAAGUGUUGUUUCAUGUGUCGCCAACGCCGAGUCAAGUGCGAUUUACAAAAGCCACACUGUCAGCGUUGUACGGAUGGCGGACGUACCUGUCCCGGCUACCCGGAGGCCUGGGACGUCUUGCUUCGCGUGCAGAAUGCUUUCGCCGAGAAGAAGGUGCAGCUGCGGGUGGAGAAAUGCCUACGAGCGAGAAGAUGUGAGCAGGUUGAGAGACGGGCAGUCACCAGUAUCCCGCGUGGAGUUCACCUCCCUACCGAGAUCCACAGCUGGAACCAUUUCUACAGGGAUUAUGCAGCUGACUCGGGCUUUACGUUCUUCAACCUUCUCCCGAGAUUUUAUACCGACAGCUCAUUCAUGUGCUGUCAGGAAGCAUUCCAUGCCGUUACCUUGGCUAGCUUAGCUCGCCAACGUCACCAGUCCGAAUUGAUGGUUCGGGCCAGGUGGCACUACGGUAAGGCAAUUACGGCGCUUAACUCUGCACUGAACGAUCAGGUUAUGACUGCUGAUGAUUCUGUCCUCGUGACUCUACUUACGCUCUCGCUCUUUGAGACGAUCGUGCCAGAGUCCCUAGAGACAAUGAUGUCUGAUGUUGACUUCCGCUGCCAUAUCCAUUUCCGCGGAGCAUUGCUACUCCUUCGAUGGCGUGCUGAGAGGUGCCGGAAUUCGGACCUGGAUAAGCGCAUCUUCGCCUUCUUCUCUUACAUUUGUUUCAUGGGUAUGUUUGUGAAUCACGAGUCCGGUGACUCGAAGUGGUCGGCCUUGGAGGAAUUCACGACUCCGUGGAUGGAUAGUCCCCUUCUAGAGCCAAUUCUUCAUCGGGCGGUACAGUUUAAGAGGCGGGCUCGACUUCGACUCACUGGACUAGAGAAUUCCACAUCUAAAACGGACACGCUCCUGAAACUAAUUAAGGAUGGGAUUAGCAUUAGCUAUGAUCUCGAAGCCGUAGCCACAAGUAUUCGGUGCUCCUCCAGUGCAGGUCAGCAACAGCCAACCGCAUUCAAUGACCUGAUUGAGGUCUCUACCCAAACCACAGAGGCAAUUGCGAGGAGUCUAUAUCGAACCAUCAGAUAUCACAUCAUGGAGCUGGUCCUGGGCUUGAAAAUAGCCCUUGAAGCGGAAGAGAAGGAGCAUGUGGGGAUUACCGCUCGCCAUACCCUCGUCGACCAUCAGCGGUUCCCGCAUGAAGGGCUUAUAGUAAUCCUUGAACAAACUUGCGAUGAUAUUUGCGCUGUUCUUGACUUCAGCAGCGCAGCCGCCGGAGAGGAGAAGAAAGCCUGGCUCCAAGAGAAGCUUCGAUUCAUCGCUUUCCAAAAGCCUUUGUCCUUAGCCACACUGACAACCAUGGCACCCACUUGCAAUGCGGAGACGAGGGCCAGUGAUCUUGUCCGUCACUACAGCCCUCACAUCUCCGGCAAAACCAUUUUGAUCACGGGUGUCUCCCCUGGAAGCCUUGGUGAAAGCUUUGUCAAACAAGUCGCCGUCGCACAGCCGGCCAUGUUUAUCCUAGCCGGUCGCUCCAUCCCCAAGAUGCAGCUCCUCAUCGACGAGCUGCACAGCACGCACCCACGCAUUGAGGUCAAGCCCCUCGAGCUUAACCUACUCUCGUUCAACGACGUCCGCAAAGCAGCCGAGACCCUCAAUGCCUGGGCCGACGUGCCUCACAUCGACGUCCUGGUCAACAACGCCGGCAUCAUGGCCGUACCUUACAAACUAACCGAAGAUGGAUUCGAGAGCCAGUUCCAAACAAACCACCUCAGCCACUUCCUCUUCACGAAUCUCAUCAUGGGGAAGAUCCUGGCCUCGCCAGCCCCACGCGUGGUCCUCAUCUCCAGUGGCGUGCACCGCGUCGGUCAUAUCCGCUGGUCGGACUAUAACUUCAACGAGGGCAAGACCUACCAGCGGUGGUUGUCGUACGGCCAGUCGAAGACGGCCAAUGCCCUGAUGGGCCUCGCACUUGCCGAAAGACUCGGGUACCGCGGUCUUCUCGCCUUUCCCAUGUGUCCCGGUACCAGUUUCACGAACCUCUCGGCUCACGGGAAGGACGACCUGGUCUCCUUUGCUGCGGAUCUGACGGAAAUGGAUAACGUCUAUGGUAAUAAGUGGAUGUGGGGUAUGGCAGAGCUGAAGUUCAAGGACUUGGAUCAGGGCGUGGCGACGCAUGUUUUUGCUGCGUUCGAUACCGGCAUUGUGGGAAACAACGGUGCCUUCUUGAGUGAUUGCCAUGUUGCGGAUCCGGAUAAGGAGGAGGUCUACUCGUGGGCUACGAGUAAGGCUGAUGCAGAGAGGUUGUGGAAGUUGAGUGAGAAGCUUGUUGGUCAGGAGUUUAACUAUUGA